Molecule: messenger RNA, 2445 nt
Organism: Pelmatolapia mariae (spotted tilapia)
Lineage: Eukaryota; Metazoa; Chordata; Actinopteri; Cichliformes; Cichlidae
Product: dentin sialophosphoprotein-like
Exons: 9
Coding region: 1-2445 (814 amino acids)
Source: RefSeq, a predicted model, not a curated record
AUGUUUUGCCCUGAAUGUGGAACUCAAGUGGGCAGGACAUUUAAAUUCUGCCCUGAAUGUGGCUACAAGUUAUUUCUUUUGUCUCAAAAAAAGGCUCAAGAUGGUGCCACAUCAACACAUAUAAUUUCAACCACGACUAAGGAGAAAACCCAAAAUGAGGAUCAAGACCAGGCUGCAAAAGAAGAUGAAGGUAUAAAGGAAAACACCACCCAAAUACAGGGACAGUUGGCUACUGAUGAUUCUGAGCUGGACAGCAAAGGUGCUGCAUCAUCAGAUAGCAGUACAAACCCAGCCACAGUGAAAAAUGAAAGUGCAUCUUCAUCUCUUCACCAGACACAGUUGGACAGUGAACUAGCAGUUUGUGAGGAGAAACAGAAGCAAAAUGCUGUGGCUGCUGAAAGUACCUCUGACUCAUGCAGUGAGGCAACACCUGAAACAAACCUGUCUGUUUCAACAACACCCUUCCCUACAUCUGCCCACAGCAAAAUACCAGCACAUCAAACAAGGGAUUCAUCAGAUAAAAACAAAGAUGACACUCCAGAUCCACAUCAAACUCCUGCUGACAAGCUAAGUGAUGUUCAUCCUGGACCCUUGUCUAACUCCAAAGAUUCCCCAACAACCAAAGAAGCUGAGUCUACUGUCCCUGAAUCAUCUGAGGACAUAUUAAAAGAAGCCAAAGCAGCAACGCAGCCUGCCCCACACCAAGAUACAAACAAGGCAACAUCUCAUGAGAUUCAAAAUCUCUCUCGAAAGUCUGCUGAUAAGGAAAACUCCAUGAACACAGAUCAAAAUACAUUCACAAAACAGGCUGACAGGGAAAAAGAUCAAGUAGAAGGAGAUGAGACGUGUUAUUCAGAUGAUCAAAAUACCACAAAGUCAGAGAAGUCUACAAGCCCCAGCCCAGUAACAAAGGACACCAGCAAAGACACUGAGGGACAGUUGGCUACUGAUGAUUCUGAGCUGGACAGCAAAGGUGCUGCAUCAUCAGAUAGCAGUACAAACCCAGCCACAGUGAAAAAUGAAAGUGCAUCCUCAUCUCUUCACCAGACACAGUUGGACAGUGAACUAGCAGCUUGUGAGGCGAAACAGAAGCAAAAUGCUGUGGCUGCUGAAAUUAACUCUGACUCAUGCAGUGAGGCAACACCUGAAACAAACCUGUCUGUUCCCACAACAACACCCUCUCCUACAUCUGCCCACAAUAAAAUACCAGCACAUCAAACAAGGGAUUCAUCAGAUAUAAACAAAGAUGACACUCCAGAUCCACAUCAAACUCCUGCUGACAAGCUAAGUGAUGUUCAUCCUGGACCCUUGUCUAACUCCAAAGAUUCCCCAACAACCAAAGAAGCUGAGUCUACUGUCCCUGAAUCAUCUGAGGACAUAUUAAAAGAAGCCAAAGCAGCAACACAGCCUGCCCCACACCAAGAUACAAACAAGGCAACAUCUCAAAAUCUCUCUCGGAAGUCUGCUGAUAAGGAAAACUCCAUGAACACAGAUCAACGUACGUUCACAAAACAGGCUGACAGGAAAAAAGACCAAGUAGAAGGAGAUGAGACGUGUUAUUCAGAUGAUCAAAAUACCACAAAGUCAGAGAAGUCUUCAAGACCCAGCCCAGUAACAAAGGACACCAGCAAAGACACUGAGGUACAAUUGGCUGCUGAUGAAUCACAGCUGGACAGAGAGCAUUCUACAACACCAGACAACAUUGCAACCCAAGUUGUAGCAGAAAAUGGAAUCAGAUCCACAUCCCUUCUGCAGACACAGCUGGAAAGUAAAUUAGCUACUCUCCCUCAAGGUAUAGAGUCUUGUAAUAAGAAAGAGGGACAUCUUGCUGUGACUGUUGAAAGUGACUCUGAAUUAUGCAGUAAGGCAACACCUGAAACAAACCUGUCUGUUUCCACAACGCCAGUAACACCAAAGGACACCACCAAAAACACUGAGGCUACUUCCACUAACUCAAAUAAGGACACAGGUGCACAUCUGGCAAAAGAACAGAAACGAGGCAACAGAGAUGUAAUUGGCUCUAGGCCACCAACUUCACCCUGCCCUCCCCACCAUAGUGAUGUCCAAGUGGGCCAUCAGAGACCACAAAAUUCAUCAGUCAGUGAAGGAAUAUCAGUGUAUUUUCACGUUGUCGUUUCUAAAGACUUUCACUGGGAUCCAGAGAAAGACUUCGUUGUGUUAAAAUCUGCUGCACUGUUAGGAAGCUGGGAUGCUUCGAUCGCAAUGUUCCCCAGGUCUCUUGGAGAUAAGAGAUAUCUUGUUGAAAGAAAUGUUAAAAUUCCCAAGGAAAAACUUCAUGAGAGUAUACCCUACAAAUAUGCAGUUUACAAGCACAGUAAAAAGGAGUUCAUUUAUGAGGCCAUCUACCAGCAAGAGAAAAAUGACUGGAUCAACAGAUGUCUGUCAAUCAAACAAGAGCUUUUAACAAGAGAAGGCCUGUACUAA